AUGCGAAAGACUCCGGCGACUGGCGAUCUCCACCAUGGUGGUCUUCCUGAAGGAGUGUUCCCCUUCGCAAGCCUAGACAGAACAACGCGCGCCAUGAGUCAAACGCGCCGGGAUGCACCAGCUGAAGAAAACAAGGAGGACGAAGACGAUGUACCCCUCCACCGCAAGCGGCCAUUUGGCAGCGGCAUCCGCAUGGAGCCGGUCAAGUUUGUUCCCGCAUCAUCAGAUCUGCAGUCCGUCGCAACAGAGCCAUCUUCGGUAUCGACCCAGGCCGGCCAGUCCGCUGCGGAUGCAUACCUCAGUAUUGUCAUGGCGAAAGCCAAGACAAAGCCCCCGUCCGAGAUCAAAGACGGGGAUGCAUCCGAUGGUCCGCCGCAAAUAUUCUGCGAGACAUGCAGGGUUUCUGUAGGCACCACAGAGCAAGAUCAUCGGCAGCACCAGACGACAAUGGCGCACCAGCUCAGCCUCCAGCACUCACAUCCACCCUCGGCCCUGGAUAGAUCUCGUAUGGGCCUGACCUACCUCAGAACUUACGGGUGGGACCCGGAUUCUCGUAAAGGCCUAGGCGCCGAUGCUCAGGGCAUCGUCUACCCCCUCAAGGGGACUGUUCGGGAAGACAACGCAGGCCUGGGAAUAGAUACAAAGCCUGAAGACGGUAAGAAGGAGAAGAAACCCGAGCCGAAGCCGAGGCGGCUUGAUGCCGGCAAAGUUCGCAAAAAAGCGGAGGAGGACCGGAAGAAGACCGAGCGUCUGCGCCAGCAACUUUAUAGCAACGUCGACUUGGAGAAGUACCUCGGUUCUGGGGCAUGA
Messenger RNA from Pyricularia oryzae 70-15, 810 nucleotides. RefSeq lists its product as uncharacterized. NCBI's taxonomy places the organism in Eukaryota, Fungi, Ascomycota, Sordariomycetes, Magnaporthales, Pyriculariaceae. Bases 1 to 810 code for a protein of 269 amino acids. The transcript is spliced from 2 exons. The record is from RefSeq and is a predicted model, not a curated record. Gene Ontology annotation, molecular function: nucleic acid binding.